UUGACCGCAUCACAACCGGAUGGCGAAGGGCAUGAAUCCAUUAAUCAAGCGAGCUUGAGUGACAGUCUGGACCUCAAGAUGCCGUUGAGGCGGCAGCAGACAGGCGGCAGCAUCCACACCAAAGAGCAGUUGAGUCGGGACAUGCGACAGAGCAGACUGGCUCUCUUCAUUCAGCAGUUUGAGAAAGAAGCGCAAGAACGCAUGAACGAGUUGGAGGCCAAAAUGGAGAACCAGUUGGCCACAGUGGACAAAGUGUUUAAAGUGGAGCUGAUGAAGAUGCCCCCGUCCCUCCAGAAAACGCUCAUAGGGGAUGUGAUCAGCGAGGAGGAAAUAUCUGCCAGUGACGUGUCCAUAGCCAUGAGGAGCGAGUCCCGUGAAAUGUCCCAGUCCCUCAGGCGAGCACCCGUUGGAAAAGUAAAAUCAACUGAAUCCCCUCCAGUCUCCUCCACCUCAGCCCAGAGGUCCAAAAGCUCAAAGGGAGGAAGUGGGACAAAAACGACGAGGUUGUUAGCUGGCAGUAACAGCACUGGAAAUCUGACGGUUUCUUCCAUGGCAAUAAAAAGGACUCGAAGCCGUCUGACAAGUCGUAACACGUCCAUCCAAGCCACGCCAAACCAGAAGGCUCCUAAACUCAGGUCGGUCCUGUCUGCGGGUGACCUGCACUGUUCAGUUGCCGGGUCUGCUGCACACAUCACGGUGACCACGGCACAGGGACAGAUGGUGAGUUUCUCAGAGGAAACCAAGGAUGAAAUCAACUUCGAUUUGCUUGAUGAUGUUGCAUGGUGCCAAAUUCAGAAGCUGACGACUCUGAUGGAUUAUCUUUCACGGCGAAGCCGCUGCCAGCGAUGA
Molecule: messenger RNA, 849 nt
Organism: Menidia menidia (Atlantic silverside)
Lineage: Eukaryota; Metazoa; Chordata; Actinopteri; Atheriniformes; Atherinopsidae
Source: the annotation of a GenBank genome assembly